AUAGAUGGCAGUGUUUUUAAAGCAUUGCUGUCAUCUUUGUCUAAAUAAACACUGCUCUUUGUAUACUCAUGAUCCGAAAGCAAAGUGUAAUACUGUCGUGUUUUAUUGGCGACCAGUAAAGUACAUGGAAGAGGACACCUUGAAGAGAAGCACCCAGUUUUCUGCUGAAUCGUACGUGUUUUCUGACAGCCGGUUAGCAUGCAGCUGACCCAGAAGCUGAUGACAAGAGGAGGAAAUGUGUUAUUAUUGCAAUAACAUGAGAACCUGGGUGUCCCGGAGAGCUACUUAACAGGGCCCAAACCUUGAGAGCAAUUCAGCCGAUCUCCAGCCUGAUCCAGCAGACCUCUAUCAGGAUCUAGACUAUCAGCUCCAUAUGGCUGUGUAUGAUGAGAAUAUCCUGAAGAAUCCGUUCUAUGUGGCUCUGGAGAAGCAGAGACCCGACCUCUGCAGCCAAGUGGCUGAGCUCCAUGGAAUUGUUCUUGUUCCCUGCUGUGGAAGUUUCAGCGUCAGCACAUUUGCUGACUCCAAGUUUGACAGCUACAUCCUCUUGCCGGUGGAGGAUGGAUACCAGACUUCGGAUGGAAAGGAAGUCACCAUCCAGGACAAGCAUGUCCUACUCGGACCUAAAUUUCCCAAUCCAGUUUCAAUCCCAAUACUUUUUGAGGAAACCUACUAUAACGACCAGGAGCAGAGCUACAACAUUCUGUGCAUCUCAAGGCCUGUGGAAGUGGAACCAAGUCCAGCUGAGCUAAGCCCUCCACCUCCAUGCUGCCUGAAGAGUCUGGAGGAUGUCAGAGAGUUCCUUGGACGUCACGCUCAGAAGCUGGACAAGCUAAUACAUGGCUUCUGUCUGGCCUUUAAAGAGCAGGAGCGAAAGGGACUCAGACACCACAUAGACUCAGUGAAUGGUCUCUACACCAAAUGUCUUCAGUGUCUACUGCGUGAUUCUCGUCUUAAACUGCUCGCAAAGCAGGAGGUCCAGAUGACUCUCCUUAAACAGGCUGUGGAGAUGUAUGUUCAUCAUGGUAUCCAUGAUUUAAUCUUCAGCUUUGUGGGGACGUUGGAAGCCAGCCAAGAUGCUGCAUUUAACAAAACUACCCGGAGUCUGCAGGAGCUGCAGCUCAAAGACCUCGGAGUCAGACCAGAAUUCAGUAUUAAUCUGUCUCGAGCCAAAAGAGAACUCAGUCAACUCAACCAACAGACGUCCCCCCUGCUUAAGUUGCUCUGCCUGCGCCGAGUUGCUCUGACCGCCACCCACACUCCUCGUCGCUCAGUCAGUAUAGAUGCUGUGUGUGCAGAUGACCUGCUCUCUGUCAUCCUCUAUCUGCUGGUCAAGAUGGAAAUUCCCAAUUGGAUGGCCAAUCUGAGCUACAUCAGAAACUUCUGCUUCAGCCACUGCAGCAAAGACGAGCUCAGUUACUGCCUGAGCACAUUUGAGGCUGCAGUGGAGUUUAUUAACCUGGGAAAGCUUCACAACACGGGAACUGGAAAACUGAAUGAUAAGUCGUCAUUUGCGGAGAAGAUGAGUCUCCCGGCUCAGAGCUCUGCCACACCCAUCCACUGUCUAUUUGAGCACAUUGCGAAUGGGAACGAGGCAGAGGUCGAGUGUUUGCUGGGCGUAGGAGAAAGUGAUGAAGAUGGCAAGAUGUGUCACCCCCUCUGUUCUUGUGAUCAGUGUGACCUCCAGCUGUCAGGGCGAUUCAAUGACCCGUCCAUCGUUACGCCGUUCUCUAGGGAUGACAGGGGAUACACUCCACUGCAUGUUGCUGCCAUCUGUGGACAGGCACAAUUGAUCGAUCUGCUGGUCUGUAAAGGAGCGCCUGUCAAUGCCACAGACUACCACACACUUACACCUCUACAUCUGGCCUGCCAGAAGGGUUUUCAGGGAGUCACGUUGCUGCUGCUUCACUACAAAGCCAACACGGAUGCUCAGGAUAAUAACGGGAACACACCGCUACAUCUUGCUUGCAUGUACGGACACGAGGAUUGUGUAAAGGCUCUGGUCUACUUCGACAUUCAAACGUGUCGACUAGACCUGCAGAAUGACAAAGGCGACACAGCACUACACAUGGCAGCACGCUGGGGUUAUGAAGGAAUCAUCCAGGUCCUGCUGGAGAACGGGGCAAGCACUGACAUCCUCAACAAAAACCGGGACUCACCGCUGCAGUGUGCACUCAACUCCAAGAUUCUGGCUUUGCUGCAGUCGAGUCAAAACAAUCGCAAACGCUUAUCCAGUGGGAGACAUUCUCCCAGUCGCUCCCCUCAGACGUCGGACAGCAGCAGCCGUCGUUCCUCAAUCUCCAGCACCUCCUCUGCGGGGUCGGAGGUCAAACCCGAGGUGGAGCGUGUCCGUCACAGAGAGGUGGAGAAGCUGCUUCGCGCGGUGGCUGACGGCGACGUGGAGAUGGUGCGCUACCUGCUGGAGUGGAUGGAUGAAGAGGAUGAAGAAGAGCCCCGGGAGACUCCUAUGUGUCACCCACUGUGUCAGUGUCCGAACUGUGCUCCCACACAAAAGCCCUCUGUCCUGCCGCCCGGUGCUCUUGGCGUCAACAGCUGCAACAUUGAUGGAUUCACUCCACUCCAUGUUGCCGCUCUGCACGGCCACACAGAGCUCACGUCACUGCUGAUUCGUCACGGGGCCACUGUCAACGCCCGCACCAAUCAGAGCGCCACGCCGCUUCACCUGGCGUGCCAGAACAGCCACAUACAGGUGGUGAGAUUUCUGCUUGAGUGCAACGCCAAACUCAAUAAGAAAGAUCACUAUGGCAACACGCCGCUGAUGCACACCUGUUUCCGGGGAAACCUGGAGACCGCCACCACUCUCUUACAGAGCAAUGCACUAGUGAACGUGGCUAACAACCAAGGGAACACAGCGCUACAUGAGGCCGUGCGAGGAGGACACCAGGCUUUGGUGGAGCUGCUGCUGAAGAGCGGCGCUUCUCCAGCCCUCAAAAACAAGAGACAGAGGACACCGCUGGACAGCGCUUACGAACUUGGUGGCAAGAACAUGGAGAUCCUCAGAGCCCUGCAGAAAGCUUCUGGACUCUCUCCGGACGCAGAACCUAUCAAACUUCUUUCAGUGCCCAAAGGAGCUCUGGCUCAUUCCUUCGUCCAGCGUCUGCGCCUGCAGGACCAGAACAACGGCAGGAGACAGAAAGUGGCCGAGUCCAUCAGCAGGUCUCAGCAGAUGAAGAAAUCUGGCUCUUCUCCACGACGUUCACCAAAUCUCAACCAGAUGAACCCCGAGCGGAGGAGGUUGAGGCGCGGGGAGACAGUGGAGGUGAGCAGCUGCUCUGAAGACCCUGUGCCUCGUCUUAGAGAGCGAGCUCUGGCUCGCUGUCACACCCUGGACCCAGGAGAGCAUGUACAGUACACAGACACGUCCGACACACACUCUCUUGAAAUCCACUCCUCCAAGACCAGUGAGAAGAAUCCGUCCGAAGAUGGUGCUGUAUCUGACGAUGAAGGAGGCCAAACACAUGCGGAGUACAUUUCCAAUGGUCAAGCCUGUUUACCGCCUCACAGCAGUGUGACAUCAGGGGCUGAUGCCUCGGACUGCUCUGCCUCUCAAGAGGACUCUAAUGAGAGUCAGAGCCACAGUUCACUCAACGGAGAGUUGAAGGACUCACCGCCCAGCCAGACUCUGCCCUGAGUUUGGAUACCGUCCUGUAGAUGCCUGGGUAUACAGUACUGGGAGUCCCCCUGGGGCUGCUGCACUGGCUGGAGCUCAGCUGAGGACCUGCUGGUCAUGAUGCUGGAGAUGCAGCAGGAGCGAACACAUGGGUUUACAAAGCACUCCGACACCCACACGAUCUUGGUUGUCAACUGCCACAACCCUCGCUUUGAAAAGCUGAAUGAAUUUUUAGAAGCCAAAAAAAACGCGGAUGUGAUUCAACUACGCUUCCCAAAACUAACACUAGAUGGUGCCAAGUAGGUAGUCGAAAUUGAAUCCUACAGUCCGUGAAAACAUUUGAAAUAUCAAAUAACAUUUGAAAAAUAAUUUACCACUAGAUUUGACGAUAAUAUGAUGCUGGACUGUGAAACUAUUUUAUUAAAUUUUAGUUCUGCUGCACUUUCUUUUAAAUUGUUUGGUUGACAAACAUUAUUUUAUUAUUAUUUGUAUAAUUAUGAAACUUCUUUUGCUCUUGCCUGUUCGUAUCCCCUUAUUGAAGACAGAAGUUAAGAAUCAUGUCGUUCUUCUGACCGAAACCAAUCCAGAUGAAAAGCUCAGCGGAUGAGAAAUAUUCUCUCACAUUUCAUCACUCUUUAACAGCGAGUGAAACCCUCUUCAGUUCCAGCGGUGAUGUAUGAACCUGGUGAAACGUUGGGGUCCAGUUUCUUCAGCACUAGUGUUCACAGCUGCCCACUGCGCACGUGCAGACAAACUUGAAAUGUUCUGCUCGGUUAGAGCUGAAUAUGGGCUACAUUUUCACACUUUAUGAUUCAAUUUGGAUUAUUUAUUAAGAAGACUGCCUUUUGGUGCCUUUUUGUUUGCAAAUGUGUUGGGAGAAAACGGUGCAGUUGGCCAUGUUGGUCGAUGUGACAUGAGCAAACUCAUUGAUGGUCUUUUUACUGAGAGAUUUGUCUUCGUAGGUUUUCAUUUCCAUGAUCAUGUGACAUGAGCCCUUCAUUGUGGGUGAAGCUUUUUCUAAAGCUUUCAGACUUAAGUAUUACUUCAGUGCUUGUACUGUGUAUCAUGUUUCCCCCGUCUUCUUUCCCCUGUCCGUGCAUGCCUGGCUAUUGUUGACAGUAUGACGUUGAACCUCUGGAGAGUCGCAGCGGAGGUGCAACAAAGAUACUGGAGAAUGUAGAUGUGAAGACUUCAAACAUUCAAGUCAACACACUGUAGAGUAGAAGUAGAGAAAGGUGAUGAAUGGACGUAGCAAUUGCUCACUUUUCAAGCACUUUUUUUUUCUUUUUGAAAAGGGAAGAAACCAAACAUUCACCAAGCGUAUGGUCUCAUGUUGGCAAUAAUGACUUUCAAUUUCUCUUCAGAAUGUCUGAGCCACACUCGCUUUUCAAGUAGAAAGUAGAGAGCAUUCACUUCAGUGUAGCUAUUGUCCUAUGUCACCAGGAAAAUGAGUCAUGUUCACUGAAUCACAGUGUCUGUCAAACACGAUCUUGUAACAGUGGUCUUUAAUGUCUGCGUUGGUUUGAAUGAUUCACAAAAACAUUUUUAGCCAUUUUGCUUCUGUCUGAUGGUCUGAUUUAUUGUCCCGUGGUUCUUUAAAAACAGAUGUGAAUGUGCCUUAUUUAACUCCAUGAAAAUAAACAAUGAUCACUGCUGUGCGUCC
Molecule: messenger RNA, 5294 nt
Organism: Synchiropus splendidus (mandarinfish)
Lineage: Eukaryota; Metazoa; Chordata; Actinopteri; Syngnathiformes; Callionymidae
Gene: ankrd27
Product: ankyrin repeat domain 27 (VPS9 domain)
Exons: 28
Coding region: 374-3652 (1092 amino acids)
Biological process (GO): early endosome to late endosome transport; neuron projection morphogenesis
Cellular component (GO): plasma membrane; neuron projection; late endosome
Molecular function (GO): guanyl-nucleotide exchange factor activity; SNARE binding
Source: RefSeq, a predicted model, not a curated record